Molecule: messenger RNA, 1491 nt
Organism: Tigriopus californicus
Lineage: Eukaryota; Metazoa; Arthropoda; Copepoda; Harpacticoida; Harpacticidae
Product: secernin-3-like
Exons: 7
Coding region: 114-1361 (415 amino acids)
Biological process (GO): proteolysis
Molecular function (GO): cysteine-type exopeptidase activity; dipeptidase activity
Source: RefSeq, a predicted model, not a curated record
AAAACCCUUCUCUCUUCGUUGACUUGUGGACGAGCGAACAACUAAAACAACCAAUUGAAAUUGUGAUUAUCGUCGAUUUUGUCUACGGAGUUUGUUUUUUGUUAUAGCUUAAAAUGGCCUCCAAGUUUGUGAGUUGUGACACAUUCGUGCUCAUGCCUGAUGUUACGGCUGAAAAAGCCCUCAUUUUCGGCAAAAACUCGGAUCGUCCUCAAGGCGAAGUGCAAGAAGUCAUCUUUGUGCCGAAAACUUUGCACUCCAAAUCAGACCUUCAAUGUACCUACAUUGCCAUACCACAAACAGAGGAAACCUAUAGCGUUAUUUUGAGUAAACCUGCCUGGAUGUGGGGAGCAGAAAUGGGCGUCAAUGAGUAUGGAGUGACGAUUGGCAAUGAAGCUGUCUGGAACAGACUGAGCGACGAAAGCCAUGAUUUGCAGAAGAGACUGUUGGGCAUGGAUCUUUUGCGAUUGGGAUUAGAGCGCUCUAAGAAUGCCCUGGAAGCUCUGAACGUUAUCACAGAUCUGUUGGAGAAGUUUGGACAGGGGGGUCCUUGCUCGGAUAUCAUUCCGGAUUUUUCGUAUCACAACGCCUUUUUGAUAGCCGACCACCAGGAAGCUUGGGUUCUCGAGACGGCAGAUCGGUUUUGGGUGGCCGAGAAAGUAAAAAAGGGGGUUCGCAAUAUCUCGAACUGUAUGAGUAUUAGAACGUCCAUCGAGAAGAUUCAUCCUGAAUUGAAAUCCCACGCUUUGGAACAAAAGUGGUGGGAUGGCAUUGAGGAUUUUGAUUGGAAAAAGGUGAUUGGUGGAUUUACCUCAGGGGAUUUGGAGCAACCCAACGAAAGAUUUGAUUGCGGAAAACGUCUCCUAGAAGAAUUAAGUCUGCAAAAACAAUUCAAAGUGGAGGAUAUGCGAACUGUCUUGCGAGACACAGAAAGCGGCAUUUGUCGAGACUCAAAGAAUGCCUUUCCAACGACAGGGUCACAGAUAUCCUUGCUGACACCAGAUCCAUCUAAUGAUUGCCAUUGGUUUACCGCGACGUCGGAUCCUCGGCGAUCGAUUUUCAAGCUCUGUCCUGGCUUUGAUGUUUUAAAUGCCGUCGAUGACGAUUCCGCCCUGAGCUCCCACACGAAAAGUCCAAUCCUGGACCCUUCCAAAAACCAGGACCCAAAGGAACGUGGUCAUGGACUUUGGCAACUUCAUGCCCAAGUGUCCAAUCAUCGUGAUGUAUUUGAUAUCUUGAAAGUCUUGGAGGAUAUGAACGCUCAGCGGCCACAUCGGGGCCAAUCCAACGUCUUUCACGAGAUGGUCCUCAGGGAAUCUGAAAUCCUAUCUCAAUAUCUAAGUAAAGAAGGAGUCGCGAAUUGAAGAGCAAGAAUGAAUUUAUUAGCAUAUCCUUGGGCUUGACGAUGGUAUUUUUAUAUCGAAUAAUAGUUGUAAUGGUAACAAUUGUUCUAAUGUAACCAGAGUUAUAAUAUAUCUUACUGAGUGCAUAUAA